Lactuca virosa is the source of this 417-nucleotide messenger RNA. Lineage: Eukaryota; Viridiplantae; Streptophyta; Magnoliopsida; Asterales; Asteraceae. The record is from the annotation of a GenBank genome assembly.
AUGUCUACGUGUUCUGAUUUUGGUCUUCUCCACCUUCUCUCUUCUGUUUCGUCUCCACCCAUCACCGUUCCCUCCGCGAAUGCUUUUCUUCCGUUUUCGAUUUGUCUUCAUCGUCUUAUGGUCGCCGCCUCCAGAUUCUUCCUACCGCCUCUCUUAUCAACUGUUAGCAAUCUACCGCCUCCAUCUAUUUUGUGUCCAUUGAAGAGCCAUUCCCCAUCCAGGUGUUCUUUUCAACGCUUUGUCGAUGCUUCGAUUGGUAAUAUCUGUAAUCCAUAUCCCCUUCGCCGUCUGUUACUGCUCCUUCAGCCUCACCAUCUCCGUCGAUGUUUCUCUCUAAAAAACCGUCGUCUGAUUGAUAUGUCACCACUACCACUUUAUGACCCUGCUUCGUCGAACCCUAAUUACAUAUGUCAUUGA